UUCAGUUCUGAAACUUCAUACACUUAUUGAUGCAAACAUAAUAAUUACAUUCUCAAGAAGUAUAUAAACGUAUGCUUUCCACACAUCCUUCGAGUUAUUGUACGACAAGAAUUUCCACUGUUCAAUAAGCAGUUUCACUUCUUUUGAUAACUCUGCUGAUCAUUUCAUCAUGGCAUUUGUGGCACGACGCAGCAUUGAGGGCAAGUUGGUUGAUUGUCAGGUGAUUUCGGGGCUAAGAGGGAAAAGCUCGAUGUCUGUGUCCGAUGUGAGUGACGACGAUACUGACUCCGGCACUGUGCAUGGCUACAGUUCUCGCUCCUAUGUGUCGCCCACUGUGCGCUAUGUGGCCAAGGACGAAGAAGACAAUAUCAGCAAUAGCUACACUCAGGGACGUGGCAUGCAACGAGAUCUUGACUCCGUUUCACGCUAUGCUGAUGAGUAUGAGAGCGGUGAGGAGGAGAGUGGCAAUGAGCUGCAGCAGAUAGAUGAUCAGGGAGCAGGUGGCGACUAUCUGUACAGAGAUGAGGCUGCCAAGUCGAUCAUAUUGGAGAAGGAUGUUGAUGAGAAGACUGUUCUCAUGCCACAUCGCAAAGUUGCAGGUGGCGGCGAUGCUGAUCGAGAGCUGCACGAUAGCUUGAGUCUGGCCUCGAUUGAUGAGGACACAGUUUGCAGUCCAAUGCUGCACGGCGAUAGCGAUGCUGAUUGCCUGAGCAUUGUCUCGAAUGAUGUUUCUACAGUUUGUCAUUCUGAUGCCAAGACUGACGACGUCAGCAUGGUCUCUUUUGAUGUGGCCACUGUUUGCCAACCGAGUGCGGCAGACAAGUUGCAGCCGGAUGACACAAUAAGUCUCGACUCCAUGAAUUGUGCUUCUGUUUACCGUGCGGUGAAGCCGAGCGAAGACGCUGUGAGCACCAAUACAUUUGAUUGCCAGAGUCAAUUGACAAGCCGCACCUAUAAUGUGAAGUCAACCACAGUGCGACGUGACGAUUGUUCUUCGGCAUCCACAUGUAGCUGGACCGAUAUGUAUGGCGGUGCCCUGAAGCAGUCGGAGAGCCGCAGCAACAUUGUACCAUCCCUUAGUCUCAAUCUGUCGACCGCAUCGUCGUCAGGCUCGUCUACAUACUUUCGAACGUUCGACGACAAGAAGCAGCAACACGGCCAGGCGGCCUAUCAGGAUUGGGUGAAGCGUAAGGAGCGCCAGAAGCAGCAGAAGAAACAGGCCGCCAAGAUGGAGCGCGAGAAACGCGAUGCGGAGAAUGCGAUGCGUCAGCGUCUUGCCAAAGAACGCUAUCAGGAGUGGUGCAGGCAAAAGGAGUUGCAGCAGAAGAAGCCGGCAACAAGUAGUCUUAAGAGUGCCGGCAGCUCUACCGGCUAUAGCAGCCAAUCGAGCACGGCGAGCUCGGGUGGCUUGAGUCCCAAUCGCACAAAGUUGCAGCGCAAAGAGACCAAGGAGGCAAUUCAGAAGCGUCUAGCCGACUGGGAGCGUGUGAAGAAGCAGCAACAGCUGCGGGAGCGUGAGCGCCAGCAGCAGCAGCAGCAUAGCAAGGAGCAGCUGGAGCUGCAGCGUAAGCAGAGGAAUGAGGGCGCCUGGCAGAACUGGAUGAAGUCGGUUAACAAGCGGGCCAAACCGGUUCCAUUGAAUCAGGGUUUCGACACGCUGCGUGGCACCAUCUCUAACAUCUAUGUGAAUCCAAAUCAAUGGGUUUCGAAUAUUGAUCCCAACGAUUCGCGAGCCAAUUAAAGAGAAAGAUGGCCAAGGCUCUAGUUUUACGUUGAUAGUCUUGUUUUCAUUGGCAUUUCAAGAAAUCCAAAAAAAAAGAAUAGUUGCUAUGAAAUGGAUCUAUUUGUAACCGACGGUGAUAAUGGAAUCCACAAAAAAACGAUAAAACACCCACAAACACUCAUACAUUGUAUAUUCCUAUUUGUUUACUGGCAUAUUGGUUGGCUCACUACAAUUUGAGCACCGAUAUUUCAAUAAACUAAUUAGUUACAUAGACAAAAAAAAGCAAAAAAACAA
Molecule: messenger RNA, 2017 nt
Organism: Drosophila nasuta
Lineage: Eukaryota; Metazoa; Arthropoda; Insecta; Diptera; Drosophilidae
Exons: 2
Coding region: 170-1741 (523 amino acids)
Source: RefSeq, a predicted model, not a curated record